This is a messenger RNA of Paralichthys olivaceus (Japanese flounder), 3280 nucleotides long. RefSeq names its product activating signal cointegrator 1 complex subunit 2 (gene ascc2). Lineage: Eukaryota; Metazoa; Chordata; Actinopteri; Pleuronectiformes; Paralichthyidae. The record is from RefSeq and is a predicted model, not a curated record. Gene Ontology annotation, molecular function: ubiquitin binding. Gene Ontology annotation, biological process: regulation of DNA-templated transcription.
CACCCAUCACCAGGCUCAACGAGCAGCAGGAGCUGUCACUACUCAACUAGUCCUGACAGUUAACUAACCAGCUAACUAACCAGCUAACUACCUGUGUAGCUGACGUUAGCUUCAGCUCCAGCAGCUCAGCUGGUUCCUGGUCCGCAGCUGUUUAACAUCAAUCAAAUAUAAAAUAAAACCCAGAGAAGAGUCAUGGCCUGUGCCCGAGUGCCCCUGGACGAGCUGCAGGUGACUGAGCCUGGGCCGCAGGGAAGAGAGCGCUCGCUGCCUGCACUGCACCCGGAAAGGAAGGAGGAACGCUGCUUUGUGCCUUACAAGCCUCCGCCCGAGGACGGCUCUCCUGCCGAGGUGGAGGAGUUUUUGGAAUAUGCCAGAUUCAUCAUCGAGGACCUGGAGUGGCUGCUCGCGCUGCCCCACGACAAGUUCUGGUGCCAGGUGGUGUUUGACGAGUCCCUGCAGUCGUGCUUGGACUCGUACCUGCGUCACACUCCCCGGAGCCUCGACCUCGCCGCCCUGCCCUCCUCCCCGGCGGUGGCUGAGAUGCAGCGCUCCGUCCACAAGGUGGUCUUCUUGACCUUCCUGAGGAUGGCUACACAUAAAGAAUCCAAGGAGAGUUUCCUCACGCCCUCAGUGUUUGGAGAAAUUAUCUAUGAAAACUUCCUGUUUGACAUUCCCAAAAUCUUGGAUCUGUGUGUGCUCUUUGGAAAAGGCAACAGCCAGCUGCUGCACAAGAUGAUAGAAAACAUCUUCACCCAGCAGCCGUCUUACUACAGUGACCUGGACGAGACGGUUCCCACUGUGCUGCAGGUGUUUGACUCAGUCCUGGACAAGUGUGGUCUUCAGUGUGAAGGAGCCACCGCCAUGGAGCCGAUGAAGCUGAACGCACACAAGCAGCCCACUGCCAUGACCAUGAGCCCGCAGGACCUUGUAGAUAUAAUUUUGUACCUGUGUGACUCCACCACCACCAUCCAUGCCUUCCUGGACAUCUUCCCUGCUGCCUGCUCCACCUUCUACUCCCACGGCUUCCUCAGCAGACUGACCUCGUUUUAUGAGACCGCUGUGCCUGAUCUCGAGAAGGCGGUGAGGAAGAGGAACUUUGAUGAUAAAGGACUUCAGGACGACUUGUGGAAGAGGUUGUCCCACUCCUGUCGCAAGAUGGUGGAGAUGGCUCACCUGCUGCUGCACCACACCUGCCUGCAACCCAUCCUGGAGGGGAGAGAAAACAUGCAAACGUUCGCAGAGGAACUUUUACAACAUUUCACGUCUUUUCUACCUGAAAAAAGGUUCUUGUCAGACUACGAUGAGCAGUUUCCCAUCUCAGACGACAUCAGCCUCCUGCAUCAGGCCGUCCCCGUCAUCGAUGAGACCAGGACGUCCUACCUGCUCCAGGGGGUGGAAAGUGCCUGGGAGAGCGUCGGGCGGCGGAAACCACAGAGCCAGAUUCACCCUAAAGCCAAUCAGGGAGCAGCGGGGGGAGCUGCUGCUGCUGCCGCCGCCUCCUCAGCCAGUUUUAAUCGUCAGGUCCGAGAACCGAGAGAGGAGUGUGAGAGAGGAGCAGAGGCCAUGUUGGAUGUGCCCCAAAAAGAAAACAACGUGUGUACGGUGAGCUCGGCCGAGCUGGAGUCUCUGCUGUCGUGUAUCCGGGACCUGCUGCCUGAUUUGGGCGAAGGUUUCCUGCUGGCGUGUCUGGAGGAGUACGACUACAACACUGAGCUCGUCAUCAACAACAUCCUGGAGGAUCGUUUAACUCCGAGUCUGGACAAACUGGACCGAGCGAUGCCGAGGCCUGUGAAGGAGGAGAUUCCAAAUGUUCUGGGCGACAGAUCCAACGUGUUUGAUGACGAUGAGUUUGACGUCUUCCGCAGGGACCAGGUGGACAUGUCCCGCAUCUGGAAGGGCCGGAGGAAAGGCGAGAACCCUCGAGAGAUGCUGAACGACAAGCGGCACAUCGAGGAGCAGCGGGCUCGGUAUCAGGCCUACGAGACCGUGGUGGACGAGGUGGUCAUCGAACCCGGUCAAACUGCCGCCGACUACGGCCUCGACGACUACGACGACGAGUACGACGACACCUACGACAUGAACCAAGUGGGAGCCAACGACCUGGACAGAGACAGUUUACUGAACCGAAGACCGUUCACAAUCCCACGAGUUUUGAGAAAAGGAAACAAAGCAGAGGAAGAGGAGGAGGGUGAAGAUGAAGAGGAGGGAGAGAGUUCACAGAACAACGUGAACAGGGACCAGUUUGUGCAGGACCCGGCGCUGCUGAGGGAGAGAGCUGAGGCCAGAAGAGCAGCGAUGCAGCAAAGACGAGGUUUCCGACCGGAGCGAACCACCAACGUGGUCGGUCAACCCAAAGGCCAAGGACAAACCACGGAGACAUUCCUGGACCGACGCAAGAAGGAAGCCAACAAGAACCGUGUGGCCAACCACAACCGGCGCAGCAUGGCCGACCGCAAGAGGAACAAAGGCAUGAUCCCGUCCUGACGCGUGUCGACGGCUGCUGCUCGACCCGACUGAUGGUGGCAGGGUGGUGGAUAGAGAGUGUGACAGAGACAAAAGGGAAAUCCAGGUUCUGGUUCCACGGACUUUCGAUGGCGCUCCGGUCCUGAAGUGAAGCGGGAGAAGUCGCUGAAGGUUUUCAGUCGCUGGACAGAAAUGUAAUUAUUGGACUUUCUGAGCAGCUCGUUGACUGAGACGCUCAACAUCUGCUUUUCUUUCUCUAGCUCAUCAACAACCAAAGUUCUGAGGACAAAGAAUGAGAGUUUUAUUUUUGCCAAGUAACAAAUCAGUUUAUUAUUAAGAUCCAUAGUGAUUGAGAGAAGUUUCUUUGACAUCAUCAUCAUCGAGGAGACAACAUAGGAAAAUAACAAAGGACGAGACAUUCAGGGUUUUACAGAGACCGUCUGUAGCUGGAAGAACAAUCACCGACCUGGUGUCAAAGUCUGGACAUCAGCGUCUCUGAAUCUCAACGAGCAGCGUAUAUUUAACCGCAUGCGACGUCAUCCCUGGUUCCAGCCUUCACACCAUCGUCUCUACGUCUCGCUGCUGCUGUGUUUGUGUUUGGAAGCACGUGCUGCUCAGUGGAGCCUCGUGUCUCACACUCGCUGCUGAGACCCCCCCCACACACACAGACACACACGCUGCCACGCACAGACUAUUUUCUACCACGAGAACAGAUCUGUCAUUUUGCUUUUUCUAAUUAAAGAAAAGCUUCUUUAAUUUGCUUUUUGAAGUUGACGUUGCAAAAAAUAACAAAAUAAAUUUGAUGUUAUGUUUCCAA